This is a messenger RNA of Branchiostoma belcheri (Belcher's lancelet), 4230 nucleotides long. RefSeq names its product arachidonate 5-lipoxygenase-like. The transcript is spliced from 28 exons. Bases 59 to 3709 code for a protein of 1216 amino acids. The record is from RefSeq and is a predicted model, not a curated record. Gene Ontology annotation, molecular function: calcium ion binding; oxidoreductase activity, acting on single donors with incorporation of molecular oxygen, incorporation of two atoms of oxygen; protein binding. Gene Ontology annotation, biological process: lipid metabolic process. Lineage: Eukaryota; Metazoa; Chordata; Leptocardii; Amphioxiformes; Branchiostomatidae.
ACGUAUUGGACAAGCUGCUACCCCCAAGUGGGAACAACGUUUUCAUCGACCAACCAACAUGGGCCAGAGGAAGUCUAAAAUCGAGGCAAAGCCGGUCAACCCUAAACUCUUCCAACGUCUCUCCACUAGGAACUUGUUGUUUGACAACGUUGGAGAAGAGAAGUAUUCGGACUAUGAUUUUCCCUUUGAGAACCUGGUGUUUGAGGGAGGUGGCACGCGGGGACUGGCAUAUGUUGGUGCCGUAAGGGUACUGGAAGAAGCGGGUGUUAUGAGAAAAGUGAAGCGGUUCGCAGGAGCCAGCGCGGGCGCCAUGAUGGCCGCCAUGUUAGCUCUCGGCUUCAACUCACAGGAGAUCGAAGACUUCCUACAAGUCGACCUUAGCAAGGAAAUACUAGAUCACUCCUGUGGCUACUGUAGUCUUCUCCCGAACAUACUGAAAGGAUACGGAUGGAAUCCUGGGCACGGGCUGAUGGCGUGGUUUGGGAAAAUGUUACAAGAACACACCGGGAACCCUGACCUGACGUUUUUAGAUAUGUACAAGAUGUUCGGUGUGGAGUUGUGUAUCGUCGUCACGAACGUGAAUCAGAUGGCUGAGGAGUACUGUCACGCCAAGACCACACCCGACAUGCCGAUCAGACUCGCCAUCAGAAUGUCUAUGUCAUUACCAGGUAUAUUCCAGGCGGUUGAACACAAGCACAAAGACUACAGCUACCAAGACUACUACAUAGACGGCGGCCUGUUGGUCAACUAUCCCAUUCACUGCUUCGACGGUUGGUGGCUGUCCAUGGACAACAAGGAUGCCUUCAUCAAUAGGCUAUUCCCGCUGGACAAACUCGCUCAACUUUUCGAGAAGACAGAAAGAUUCGGAACGCACAACCCGAAGUCACUGGGGAUGGUCUUGUUCAGUACGUUUGAUGUGGAGUUUAUGCACACAGAACUGUCCAAGAGGUUAGGCGACAAAAAGCCAGUCAGACCGAAAACAAAACUCUCAAAACAACGUACGAAGAAGCAGCACGAAAUGAACGAGGCAGCGCGGAACCACGACAUCGUGCACAGGGCAGUCAACAACUUCCUCACCGUGCUGGCAGAGAAUAACACCAACCGGGAUGACAAGAUAGAGAUGAGGGAACUGGAACAAGUCUUCAAGAAGAUGAGCCAGCCGGGUGCUCGCUUCACACAAGAGGACGCUGCAGUUCUGUUCGGAGACAGCGUGGAUCCUAUUGAAGUAUUCGCCGGUCUGGACAAAGAUAACAGCGGCUAUAUCACACACCAGGAACUGGUGGCGUUCUUGGAAGAGAGAGGGUUUAACUUCUUCACACAGUUCCUGGGGUACAAGCGGCGGCCCAUCAACUCACUAGGCGGCUUCCUGGAGACCAUCAUAGAGGCUGUCAUGAUCUACAUCAAGAGAGUCUACAUCGGGGAAAAAGAUGUGCACCGAACAAUCGGCAUAGACACGGACUAUCUCCCGGGUACCGACUGGAAGAUGGAAUCAGAUGAUAAAAAGUUUCUAAUUUCGCAAGGAGAAAGGGCUGCGAAGGCGUAUCUGCGGGAGUGGGUGAAGGUACACAAGCUGAGCAAAAUAACAGAGCCCGACCUGAACGACAUCACCGAGGAGGCUGAGACCCAGUCUAACACGGAGAGUAACUUGGCCCAGAGGAACCAGCGUAGCGCGUCCUCACAAUCCCGGUCUACGUCAUUUACCGACAUGGGUAUCAUCACUUCAAAACCCAAGAAGCCGAAAUAUCGAGUGUCGGUGAAAACCGGUGACGUUCAGUUCGCCGGCACCGACGCUGACGUCUACCUGGCGUUCUACGACGGCCACGGCAAGCGUUCACGUGACGUCAAACUCGACGUGAUCUGGCGUAACGACUUCGAACGUGGGAGCACCGAUGUGUUCAAACUGGGCGACCUGGGAUUGACCGGACCGAUUCUUCAGAUAGAGGUGUGGCGGGGGCCUCUUCCUGACGACUGGUACGUGGAGAAAGUGGAGAUAGAGAGAAUGGGAGAAGGAGAAACAGACGUGUUCCCGGUGCACAGGUGGAUCAGGAAGAACACGCGGCUGAAGCUGACGAGGUGGGACUCCCUCCUGCCGCAGUUCGACCCGAACAUCGAGCAGAGACGGCGGGAGUUGGAGGAGAUGAAGGCCGACUACGAACUCAUGGUGCCCCAGGAAGGGCUGCCUCCUAAGGUAAAGAAUCUGCCACCUGAUGAGGACUUUUCUGCUGACUAUAAGUGGAACGUUGCUAAGCGACGUGUAAACAUCCGGAUGCAGCAGAAGAUCAGCAGUCUGACCGCCGGAAGGUUCAAGACCCUGGAUGACCUGAGAGACGUGUACGACGGGGUUCUGGGAACACCUAGGGGCGUGGCAAACUGGCGGGAUGACCGAGAGUUCGGGAGGCAGCGUCUGUCUGGCUGUAACCCCAACAGGAUCGCACUGUGCACCGAGAUACCCAACAAUUUCGCAGUGACCGGUGAGAUGGUGGAGCCGUUCCUGGAAGGCCGCACCUUGGAUGACGCGCUGCAGGCCAGGAGAAUCUUCAUCGUCAACUACAAGGUCAUGGAGGACCUUGACCUUGAGACCUCAGAUGGCAGACAGCUGUGCUGUCCCAUGUGCCUGCUGUACAGGGACGUUAAUGAUGAUCUGUACCCCAUCGCGAUUCAGCUCUUCCAACAUGGCGAUCAGAAUCCGGUGUUCCUUCCAUCCGAUCCUCCUUACACCUGGCUUCUGGCUAAGAUGUGGUUCAACAAUGCAGACGCCUCCUUCCACCAGUCCACUACCCACAUCGGUCUGACUCAUCUCAUGGCCGAGCCCUUCGCGGUUUCUGCUAAAAGGCAGCUGUCACGGUCCCACCCACUAUACAAGCUCAUGGCGCCGCAUUUCAUAUUCCUCAUCCCCAUCAACUUUAAGGCGCUUGCCACUCUGAUGGCCCCCAAUGCUUGGGUGGACGAGAACAUGGGCAUCGGUAGACAGGGAACCUACAAUCUCAUCAAGAAAGUGUUGAAGGAAUGGCGUCUUGAUGUCCAAGGAACACUGCCAGCAGACUUAAAGGAUCGUGGGGUCGAUGACCCAGGCAUACUUCCUAGUUAUUACUUCCGGGAUGAUGCAAUCCUCCUGUUCAAUGCUAUCCACAAGUACAUCAAGAUGGUGGUAGAGGCAGUCUAUGAUGACCCAUCCAAGAUCACAGAAGACUAUGAACUUCAGGCCUGGGCGAAGGAGAUAGUUACACCAGCCGAGCAGGGAGGGUGUGGCAUGAAGGGUGUUUCUGGGAACGGAGAGUUCACGACGACAGACCAGAUCGUUGCGGUAGUGACAGCGGUUGUGUACAUCUGCAGUGCCGGGCACGCCGCUGCUAACUUCGCCCAGUAUGACGAGUACGGCUUCCCGCCUAACUACCCCGCCUACCUGCACGGGGAACCACCCAGGGACAAGGCACCGAGAACAGAGCAGGACAUCAUUGACCAGCUGCCGGACAAGAGUAAGACCCUGGAGAUGAUGGUCAUCACACGGAUGCUGAGUGACCGCAGUACGAAUGGCCUGGGCAGUUUCGAGGUGGAGUACAUGUAUGACCCUGUGGGCACACAGGCUGUGGCACAGUUCCGAAAAGACUUGGACGAGGUUCACGAAAUCAUCAAAGAGAGGAACAAGACCAGGAAACAGCCUUAUGUGUAUCUAGACCCACGGGAGGUCCCAAAUGCCAUCAGCAUCUAAAACAUGAUGAAAAUGUUAUUUUAUAAAGUAUAGGACUCAUAUACAUGUGUAUAGGACCAUAGUUGGACAAUGUACAGCUUUGAAUGCUGUACAUACAUCAUAUUAUUCACAUAAGAAAAUAAAAAUGCACUGAGUAUUUUAUACUUUAGUAUAAUAGUUCAGGCAGAACCGUAGACAUUACCUUUAGCCAUUAUAUAAAAUCUUUGUAUCUGGUCAUGUAAUUUCUAACUGAUGUGAUUUGUAAAUUGCAGUGCUAGUGAACAAAAUCAUGCUAAUCUGACUGGAUGGAUUUAGUUUGUAAGCUUCAAUCAUAAUAAAGAAAGUAUUAUGUAAUCUGAAAUUAUCAUUUCUUCCUGAAAUUCCAUAGACUGAUGUGAGAGUGUGAAUUGAAUAAUAUAUUACAUUCUACAACUGGAUCAGCAUAUUUCAAAUACAUAGUAAGAAGAAUAAUCAUAAUUACUUAUUAUUUGUCAGAUGAGAUUACUUUAUAAGCCAGUAAGACAUCAUAACAAACUUAAGUG